Aureobasidium pullulans EXF-150 is the source of this 1153-nucleotide messenger RNA. RefSeq names its product NAD dependent epimerase/dehydratase family protein. Bases 74 to 1153 code for a protein of 359 amino acids. The record is from RefSeq and is a predicted model, not a curated record. NCBI's taxonomy places the organism in Eukaryota, Fungi, Ascomycota, Dothideomycetes, Dothideales, Saccotheciaceae. The transcript is spliced from 2 exons.
UGUUCAAUCGUGAGAUCAAUCCCUCGUAAACAACUAUCAAUUACGUUUACGAUAACACAGAACCCUUUCAAUCAUGCCUAACGCAAUCGUCACCGGAGCUACUGGCAUCCUCGGCCGCGAGAUCGUCUUCGAACUCGCAAAGGAUACAAAGACAUGGUCCAACAUCUACGCUCUCUCUCGCAGCAAGAAGGAAGACUACCCAUCAAGUGUCAAGCACUCCCACCUCGACCUCCAAGCCGACCCUCAGGAAAUGGCCAAAGAGCUUCAAAACAUAAACGCCGAAUACGUCUUCUUCACCGCCUACCUCGCCAAAGACGAUGAAGAUGAAGCCACGAAGGUCAACGGAGAUAUGCUCCAAAACUUCAUUUCUGCUCUCAAGAUCACCGGAGCCGCAAAGAACAUCAAACGCUUUAUCCUAACCACAGGCUGCAAACAAUACGGCGUCCAUUUCGGCGUCCCCAAAAACCCAAUGCAAGAAUCUGACGCCUGGCUUAAACACCCUUCUUACCCAUCGAACUUCUACUACCGCCAGCAAGAAAUCCUACACAAGGCCGCCGCAGAAAAUGGCUGGCAGUGGACAGUCACUUACCCCAACGAUGUCAUCGGCGUCGCCAAAGGAAAUUUCAUGAACUUGGUCUCUGCAGUGGGCAUCUAUGCCGCCAUAACCAAGGAGUUGAAGCAACCUUUCAUCUGGCCAGGCUCUCCACACUUCUACACCAAAUUCGACAGUUUGACGAGCUCAACUCUGCAUGCGAAAUUCAACACAUGGGCCGCUUUUGCACCUGGAGCUGCUGAUCAGGCUUUCAAUGUCGUGAACGGCGAUGUAGAGUCUUGGCAGAACUUGUGGCCUAGAGUCGCUGCUAAAUUCGGUCUGCAAAUUCCGGAUAAAAUGUUUACGGAUGAGGAUCUCAAAAACGAUUUCGGCGACGAUGGACUUCUCAUGCCACUUAUGGAUACACCUCCUAUUUCCGAAUUCGCAGCUGAUCGCGGUCUAGUCGACGCUCCGAUCACGAAGAAAUCUCUGGUGGAAGGUAAAAUCGAUCUUGCCAAGUGGGCACAGAAGCCUGAGGUCAAGAAAGCUUGGGAGACCCUCGCCGACAGAGAAGGAUUGGACAAAUCUGCAUUUGAANCUCUCAACCACGAACAGUCUUAG